AUGCAGACUUCGCUGGGAAAAUCUUCUGUUCUAACUCAGUAUUGGUGCUGGCUGGGGGCUGUAAUGUUGAUGUGGCUGCUCCUGACGAGCGUGUUGCCGGGAGAUUGCGCCAGGACCAUCCGGACCAAGUACGGCGAACUGUCUGGGGUGAUGGUGACGCCGGACUCGCGGCACCUGGGGGCGGUCGAGGUGUUCAAGGGGGUGCCGUACGCCUCCCCGCCCACCGGCUCCCUCCGGUUCAUGCCCCCGGUCACAGGCGCCAUCUGGUCCGGGGUCAAGAUCGCCGAUAAGUUCGGCCCCGCAUGCCCCCAGAUGCUCCCGGACAUAUCCAAUGAGACGGCGGCGCUGAGGAGAAUGCCGAGGGGGCGGCUGGAGUAUCUUCGGAGGUUGCUGCCCUACCUGGAGAACCAGAACGAAGACUGCCUCUACUUGAAUAUAUACGCUCCAGCACAAGGUAAGGCUUGUAUUAAUUAA
Messenger RNA from Nezara viridula (southern green stink bug), 474 nucleotides. Lineage: Eukaryota; Metazoa; Arthropoda; Insecta; Hemiptera; Pentatomidae. The record is from the annotation of a GenBank genome assembly.